GCUGGAGAAGCUGGCUUUCCAGCCCGUCUCCAGUUUGCACUUUGGAGCCUGUCUCCCGGAGCCUUUCUGCAUCGACCUUCUACUGUAUGUGGCAUAUAUGCAUGAUGGAGAAGGAACAUUUAAGAGCACAACCUUCUUGGAAAGGACGAGGACGGUCUGCUCCUGUGAAGACUGGCAGAGUGUUCUCAUGUUGCUCUAUGGAGAUUGCUGGAGAGCCCCUGUUGAGGUUAGAAGAAAAUAAGAAGGUUAAAUCAGGUACCGAGCAUCUGCGCUUCUUUUCCUUCUCUUGCUUUUCUCUACCGGCAAGGACUUCACUUCGUCUCCUGUGCCUGCAGAAGAUGCUCCCACCCCUCGCUCGCUCCCCAGGGACGUACCCCCGGUCCAACCUGUGGCUACAGCGGCUCUCAUUGCCUGUUAACCUUGGCCAACGCGGUGGCUUUUGGAGAUGGACGGAGCCAUUUGCAAGGCCUGGGCUGAGGUGCUGCUGGCUCACAGGGUCUCCAGGAGGGGCCGGCGUGAUGGUCCUGCCAUGCCGCAAAACUUCCCUGCACGCCUUCGGUCACCCUGGGCUCGCUCUGCCGCCGCGGCACGGCUGGAGAAACGCUCGUCUGCCGGCGGCGGGGAGAAGGGGAACCGUGGCAAGGAUUUUGAUUAAGUGGAAAAUUCCUCUGCGAUGGGCUUUAUUCUCCGUGUAAAGCUGUGCUCCGCAGUUGCCGUGAGUGGCGGAGGAUGCUCAGCCACCGGCCGGGUCCCGGUGGUGCCGGGGGAUGGUGGUGGCAUCUCCCUCCUCCAUGGCCAGGAGCCAGGUGGGUGCUGGCUCCUUCCCACCACCGGCCGGGGGUAUUUAGUGUCAGUCCCAGUGUGACCAGCCCACGCCGUUUCCCUUGUCCCACCCGUUGCUGCCCGGGCGCCGACCUGACUGUGCUGAUGGGCUUCGCUUCAUCGGUCACCUGGGGGGACUUCAUCCCUGCUUGCCCUUUAUAGUGUGUUUCAAGUGAUUGAUGGUGAGCUUUAUGUUGUAUUCUCCACUUUCUCUGGGCUACAGAGCACUGAAUGAUACCCACCCCCUAUAUCUUUGCUCACAUACACAAGGGU
Aquila chrysaetos chrysaetos is the source of this 1095-nucleotide messenger RNA. RefSeq lists its product as uncharacterized. Lineage: Eukaryota; Metazoa; Chordata; Aves; Accipitriformes; Accipitridae. The transcript is spliced from 5 exons. Bases 87 to 695 code for a protein of 202 amino acids. The record is from RefSeq and is a predicted model, not a curated record.